UCGCAUGGCGUCAAAGUACAAUAAUUCUGUUCAUCAUGCUUGAUAUAUUGAAUAGUGAAAACUUUAAACGUAUAUUGGUGUCCACUGUAAGUGAUUUUCUGGUGAUAAAAAGAUAAUUCAUUCAAUCAUGAUUUGAAUGUGAUGUUCCCAAGUGAGUGAUACGUGGGACGACGUCUUUAAGAGAGCUGAAAGGGGACUCACAUCUGUUUUCUCUUGGUUGAAAACAAGUCUUUUGAGCCUAAACAUCGCUAAAACUAAAUACGUACCGUUUACCCCCACAAAUAAAGAUCUACCUUCCAAGAAUAAGCUCAACAUACACAAUUUGCCAAACCCCAAUGAUAUGCACAUGUCCUAUAGUUGAUAAGGUAUCGAAAAUCUCACAACAGAUGAACUCCUACAAAUCACCAGAACCGGUCAUUUUCCAGUGAUAAAUAUGAGCAAUUUCUUCAAAGAUACAAGUGAAACUUCGAAUCGAAAGAAGAGAGAGAGGAAAUCAACUGCUAAAGUUAUUGCUAUGAAAGAAAUGAUGGGGGCGGGUAAAACCAUUGUCAAGAAGAAGAAUAUUAUUUCAAAUUCUGGCAAAAACAAGACACCUUAUUAUGUCAAGUAUCAUGAACGUAAAGAUGGGAUUUUGAUAAAAACUUUCAGAUGCUCAAAAUGUGCCGCUUUUAUAUCCGCGGAUUCUAAAGCAUGUGGGAAAUGUAUUGCCAAAAUGAAUGAGAAUUCGGAUUCAGGUAAUAUCAGUAAAAUCAACGUACAAGCAACUAAGACGAAUGUAGUGACAAAGGUUAAUACUAAGAUCAGUAGUGAAAAUAUGAAGUCAAAAACUCCUAAAAAAAUCUUGAAAGAUGGAGCAAAAAAUAAAAAAGGGGUUACUUACAAAAUAAAUGUUACAAAGAAAAUCAAAACGACAAAAGCUCCAAAACCACCUCUCUCAGUUAAAUCCACUCAGAAAAAAGCAUCAACUGCCAGCUGUCCAAAGAAAUCAAGUGGAAAUUUGAAAAAUCAGUCACUCAUAAAGACCAAAUCAAAAUUAGAGAAACUUCAGAAAGUUGUUGGAUGCCCAACAUUGAAACUUCCCAAAGAAAUCAAACCAAAACCACCAAAAUCGGUUCAGAAACCUCGAACUAGCGUGACAGAAACACAAGUUACAGUUGCAAAAAAACCAAUGGUAAUGAAAAAUGUCGGUGUUAUGAAUAUUGAGGAUUUCUAUCGCAUUGAACAUAAGUUGAACUUACCAAAAAAAGAAGUUAUUCCAAGAAAACCCACUCUCAUUAAAGUGAGUCUUCAGCCGAAAAGAAAAAAUGAUUCUCAGUUUGACAGUGAUAAAAAAUCUAACGCGUUAGAAGGUGUAGUAAAGAAAUGUAGAACGGAAAACAUACCACCAAAGGUACGAAAAAUUCAUACAGGUAAUGAAAAUAAAAUACAGAAAAAUGAACCCAUGAAGUUAAUGAAUCAAUUCGGACAAAACUUCCAGACUGGAACUACUACUACUAUUAAACCUGUUAUUGCAUCAGUUGUGCCGAUGAAGAGUGAUGAACCAACUGAAGAAGUGAGAAAUCAGAAAUCGGCAAAGCAGACUAUCAAAGUGGUUGAUCCUAUUGUAGAAGUGAGAGGAGUACAAGAAAAUGAAACAACUAACAAAGAGAAUUUGCCGGAAAGUAAAGAUUCGUUUUUCAGUUAUUUGAAUCUUGAACAGAAUAAUAAAGAAGAAUUUUCUCUAUCUCAGACAGAACCCAUAGUGGAAGACCCUGUAGAAAUUCCAGGCACCAACAUACUUGCAAAAGAAUGUUUUAGAGGUUUCUUUAAUAGUCCCAAUAUAGAGAUAAUAGAAGAAAAAGAAAAGAAUGAAAAUAAUUUGGAAACCAAAUAGAUUGUAUGGUAAUCUUUGGUAUCGAAGGAAAGAAAUGAAAACGAUUUUUUCACACAUAAUAACAGCAUGAUCACAAUAUGACAAGAACCAAUUCCUUUUAGCAGAAUUGCAACAAUUUGUAUUCGACAUACCACUUAUCAUUUUAUUCAUUUGGUAUUGUUUGUAUCUCAUCCCUAAUCGUUAGGCUAAUAACAACUUGUAUACUUUCAAGUUGCCUAGUUGCUGUUUCUAAUUAUAUAUGAAGAAGUGAAAAAAGAGUUCAAUAAGUAUAAUUUGGAACCUUCAACGUGAAAUGAAUCGAUUGAAAACACCAGAACACCAGAACAGAAAUGCUGUCACUCGACGCGUGUUUCGCUAACCAAGUUAGCACCAUCAGGAGAUAGCUACUUCUCACAACUAUGUUAAUGCAUCUAAAUGAAAAUUACUUUGCAUAAUGAGGGUUAUCAAAUUAAUUCCUAGUACCUAAUCUUCACCUGUUUUCUAUCUGUAAUUACAAUAGAGUGGAAAUAAUGGGCUGUUUGGAAUGGGACCUUGAUCACCUUUCAUACUCCUCAUUCCACAUUUUUCGAUUUUUGAACUUUCAAAGGCAUCUAAAAACUUGUCCUGUAAAGGUCUCUAUAAUGUCAAGAAUAUCUGGCUUAUUCUGGGGUCGUUCUCUAUGGCAUUUUGAGCAAUACCGAACUUCUUUGGUCUAUGAAACCGAAUUUGUGAAACAUGUUCCUUGUAGUGAAAUAUUAUAGUUUGCUCACUGCAAGUUAGGUAGUAAAUAGUAAUAAGUUGAUGAUUACUUGUUUACCAGAAGGCGCGUCGAGAGACAGCAUUUUCGUUCUAGUGAGAGAAAAGUGUUUUCAAUAGAACAAAGGAUUGCUUUUUUCGAUAACUUAUUUUUUCUGCCCAAUGUUAUAGUAUACCUGUGGAUAAAAAAAUGUAACCCUGAGAGAAAAUGCUCUAGUUCUGUUAUUUUGAAAUAAUAUUUUCAUUUCAUUUAGAUACUACUCUCGUAUCAAAAACUGUUUUCGACAUGAUGAAAAAAUUCAAUCUUUUUUUGUAGUAACAUAUUUGUCUCCAUAGCGAAUUAUUUUUUUUGUUCAAGUUCGUAUGUGAAUUCUACACAAAAUCUUUUAUAUUUUGUUUUAUAUUUUUACUGUGAAUUCUUGCGUCAUAAAUAAAUGUAGUUUCAGAUGACAA
Leptinotarsa decemlineata (Colorado potato beetle) is the source of this 3061-nucleotide messenger RNA. It is a transcript of the gene Lola, whose product is annotated as longitudinals lacking. The record is from RefSeq and is a predicted model, not a curated record. Gene Ontology annotation, biological process: regulation of transcription by RNA polymerase II. Gene Ontology annotation, molecular function: protein binding. Gene Ontology annotation, cellular component: nucleus. Lineage: Eukaryota; Metazoa; Arthropoda; Insecta; Coleoptera; Chrysomelidae.